AUGGCUCACGCUGCUGCUACCGCCCUCCUCGUCUGCACCGGCGACAAAGUGGUUCUGCCAGGCGCAAGCGACCCGCAGCCGGCCACACUCGCAAUAGACACCACUACUGGUAUCAUCAUUGAUGUUCAGCAUGCUCGAUCUGGUCGCUCUGCCUUUCCAGAUAUCCCCGAUGAUCAAUUUAUAGAUGCUGGUGACAGAUUGAUUCUUCCAGGAUUGGUUGAUGCACAUGUCCACCUCAAUGAGCCAGGUAGAACUGACUGGGAGGGAUUUCUGACUGGAACACGCGCAGCUGCGUCCGGCGGAGUGACAGCGGUGGUUGAUAUGCCGUUGAACUCAAUUCCACCAACCACCACAGUACCCAAUUUAGAAGCAAAGCGAGCAGCUGCCCGAGGGCAAUGCUAUACAGAUGUAGCAUUCUGGGGAGGUGUUAUUCCCGGAAAUCAAUCCCAUCUGAAGGCGUUGGUCGAUGCAGGUGUCAAAGGCUUCAAAUGCUUUCUGAUCGAAAGUGGUGUCGAGGAGUUUCCUUGUGUCCAGGAACCUGAUUUAAAGGUGGCGAUGGCGGAAAUGCAGGAUCUUCCAACGACAUUAUUAUUCCACGCAGAAUUGGAUCAGCUUCCGUCAGACCAAGAAGAACACUCUCGGUCCGCCGACCCUACGGACUAUCAAACAUUCCUUGACUCGCGCCCACAACGACUCGAAGCUGACGCAAUAUCACUGAUUACAUCUCUUCAAGAGCAAUACCCCUCUUUGAAAUGCCACAUCGUCCACCUAUCCGCCGCAUCUGCGCUGCCACUCAUUCGCGCGGCGAAGUCAAAGAAACUUCCGUUGACAGUGGAGACAUGCUUUCACUACCUGUGUCUCAGUUCCCAAGACAUACCCAAAGGCCACCCAGAAUUCAAGUGCUGCCCCCCUAUCAGAGAAGGUGUGAACAGAGAUGCGCUGUGGGAGGCGUUGAUAGGAGGCGACAUUGAUUGCGUUGUCUCCGAUCACAGCCCCUGCGUUGCUGAGCUCAAGAAUCUCGUCGACGGAGACAUAAUGAGCGCCUGGGGCGGUAUCAGCACCCUCGGGCUUGGCUUGAGUUUGUUAUGGACGGAGGGUCUGAAGCGAGGGGUUACAAUAUGUCAAAUCGUCGACUGGAUGGGUGUGAAGACCGCCGCCCACGCAAAUUUAGCCUCCACUAAAGGCCAGCUACGAGUGGGAUUUGACGGUGACUUCUCGAUCUGGAAUCCUGAUACAUCUUUCAAGGUAACCAAGGAGGGUCUUAAUUUUAAGAAUAAACUCUCGCCAUAUGAGGGAUUGGUCCUCCAGGGACGCGUGGAGAAAACAUAUCUACGCGGCCAUCUUGUAUACGAUGCUGUGCAAGGGUUUGAAGGCAUACAGCCAAGCGGAAAACUGCUUUGA
Pleurotus ostreatus (oyster mushroom) is the source of this 1401-nucleotide messenger RNA. RefSeq lists its product as uncharacterized. The coding region runs from base 1 to 1401 and encodes 466 amino acids. Gene Ontology annotation, cellular component: cytoplasm. NCBI's taxonomy places the organism in Eukaryota, Fungi, Basidiomycota, Agaricomycetes, Agaricales, Pleurotaceae. Gene Ontology annotation, molecular function: allantoinase activity; cobalt ion binding; zinc ion binding. The record is from RefSeq and is a predicted model, not a curated record. Gene Ontology annotation, biological process: allantoin catabolic process; purine nucleobase catabolic process. The transcript has 6 exons.